Molecule: messenger RNA, 2901 nt
Organism: Temnothorax curvispinosus
Lineage: Eukaryota; Metazoa; Arthropoda; Insecta; Hymenoptera; Formicidae
Gene: AcCoAS
Product: acetyl-coenzyme A synthetase
Exons: 11
Coding region: 192-2225 (677 amino acids)
Molecular function (GO): AMP binding; acetyl-CoA synthetase activity
Source: RefSeq, a predicted model, not a curated record
CUCGCCGCGCGUACUCGCGACGACGCGAUCAGUCGAUCAGUGGAUCGGUCAUCACUCAUCGCCAUCGGUCGUCACUCAUCAGUCGUGGUUCGUCGCCAUCGGUCAGGCCGUUUGAACGAGGAUUCGAGCGCCCAGACGACAGAAAGAGAGAAAUAGAGAAAUAGAGAAAAAGAGGAAGAGAGGAGCGAAACAUGGCAGAGAAAAUGUACUACCCCAAUUCGGAGCUCGCGAGGGAGGCGCACUGCGGUAGCAUGGAACAGUACAAGCGAAUGCACGAGAGCUCUAUUAAGGACCCGACGCAGUUCUGGGGAGAAAUCGCCAAACAAUUUUAUUGGGAAACGCCAGCGAUAGAGGACAAGUUCUUCUCGUACAAUUUCGAUCUGAGCAAAGGUGACAUUUUCAUAAGGUGGAUGGAGGGAGCAUCGACAAAUAUAAGCUUCAAUCUACUCGAUAAGAACGUCAAGAGCGGAAAUGGCGAUAAAAUUGCAUUUUACUGGGAAGGAAACGAUCCGGAAGAUUAUUCGCGACUGACGUAUAGAAAGUUGCUCGAGGAGACGUGCAGGUUUGCGAAUGUUCUCAAGUCGAAGGGUGUCUCCAACGGCGACAAAGUGGUGAUUUACAUGCCGAUGAUCUUGGAGCUACCGAUCGCCAUGCUGGCUUGCACAAGGAUAGGGGCGGUUCACAGCGUGGUGUUCGCAGGAUAUUCAUCUGACUCGUUGGCGGACCGUAUCCUCGAUUCCAAGGCCAAAGUUCUCAUCACUGCGGAUGGCGUGUGGAGAGGCGAGAAGUUGCUUCUGUUGAAAAAUAUCUGCGACGAAGCUGCGGAUAAGGUCACGAAGCAUGGCCAUCGACUCGAAAGCUGCAUCGUCGUCGCGCAUCUGAGAAGACUCAACAAUCCACAGGGUAAGACGAAGGGAGUGAACGGCACUAGCAACGGUACGGCCAUGGAAAUGGCCAAUGUUUCUUGGGACGACGAUCGAGAUGUUUGGUGGCACGACGAGAUGGAGGACGCAGAGGCGAGCUGUUAUCCAGUUUGGAUGGCCGCUGAGGAUCCACUGUUUAUCCUUUAUACGAGCGGCUCUACUGGAAAACCGAAGGGUGUUCUCCAUACCACUGCGGGAUAUUUGAUCUAUGCGGCAACAACUUUCAAAUAUGUUUUCGACUAUCAUCCAGGCGAUAUUUAUUGGUGUACCGCCGAUUGCGGCUGGAUCACAGGACACACUUACGUGGUUUACGGCCCGUUGGCGAAUGGCGCAACAUCUGUCAUAUUCGAGGGUACACCCUUCUAUCCGGAAAAUGAUCGAUACUGGUCCAUUAUCGACAAGUACAAGGUCACGCAAUUUUAUACGGCGCCAACGGCUAUCAGAUCACUAAUGAAAUUUGGCGAUCAUCUUGUCAAGAAGCAUAGCUUAUCCACGCUUAAGGUCCUCGGUUCAGUCGGCGAACCGAUCAAUACCGAAGCUUGGCUCUGGUUUUAUAAUCUCGUCGGGCACGGCAAAUGCAGCAUAGCAGACACUUUCUGGCAAACGGAAACUGGUGGUCAUGUAAUUACACCGUUGCCUGGUGCUACGCCUAUGAAGCCAGGCUCCGCGACAUUCCCUUUCUUUGGGGUUCUGCCGGAGCUUCUUGACGAGGACGGUCGCGUGAUUGAGGGCGAAGGAGAGGGAUAUCUCGUCUUCCGUCGACCGUGGCCAGGGAUGAUGCGAACCCUCUACGGCAAUCAUCAACGUUUUCAAAAUACGUACUUUGAUCGAUUCAAUGGAUUUUACUGUACGGGAGACGGUGCGAGACGCGACGCAGAUGGAUAUCUGUGGGUAACUGGCCGUAUCGACGAUAUGUUGAACGUUUCCGGUCAUCUAAUGUCAACGGCUGAAGUGGAAAGUGUGUUGGCGGAACAUUCUUCGGUAGCCGAGGCUGCAGUAGUCAGCAAAUCGCAUCCUGUUAAAGGUCAAUGUCUAUAUUGUUUCAUUACUCCAACCGCGGGGACGACAUUCGACGAAAAAUUGCAAGGCGAGCUUAAAAGGAAAGUACGUGAAAGGAUUGGCCCAUUCGCUCAACCGGACGCCAUCCAACAUGCCCCGGCUCUACCGAAAACAAGAUCCGGCAAGAUUAUGAGACGUAUGUUGAGAAAAAUCGCGGCGGGUGACAGGAAUAUCGGAGACACGUCAACAUUGGCCGAUGAAACUGUUAUUCAACUUUUAUUUGAGUUAAGGCCAUGCGUUUAAGUCAUGCAUUUUCUUGCUUAUCAUAGGAAAAAUGAAAGUAUCUUGAGAGAAUUUUUCGCGAUUGAUGAAUGUCGGAAACAUAUCGCACGAUUUCCGGAUAAUUUUAUAUAGAUAAAAGAGUAAAUAGAUUGCACAUUGAAUUCGCACAAUAUCAGAGACGCAUACUUUUCAGAAUCUUAUCGUAUAUUCAGUCAUUAAUUUGACAACGUUACGAACAAUUUUACCAACGUACAAAAUGUAUUAUAUAAAACGAUAUUGUUGUCCUCUCGCCAAUCGAAUUGAAUUGAUAUCGUCAUCCUGAUGAUAUUGUCAUUCAAGAUUUUUAAGUGAGUAAAAAUGUGUAAGUUAUAUUUUUUAGGUAUGUCUCUCUCUCUCUCUCUCUCUCUCUCUUUUAUUUUCGACUCGACCACUUGAUCUCGAAUAGAUCAAAAGGGAUGUAUAGGGAAGGAGUAGAUUGUUGAUAUAAUUAAAUUAAUUAAAUUAUUGGUCGCUCUCCUCAAAGAGGUGUCGCGGCUGCGAUACAUAUCCUACAUAAGCAUCGCCAGUAAGAUAGUAAGUGUCCUUUUGUUAAGUCCAAGGUUAAGUUUGAAAUUAAUCGCAAGAGGCAAAACGCUCAAUACUGGUAAAUUGUAAUAAAAAUAGCACGAUAGCAGAACGCUGGUUGCACAAUUACUAA